Messenger RNA from Bipolaris maydis ATCC 48331, 1206 nucleotides. RefSeq lists its product as uncharacterized. Gene Ontology annotation, molecular function: nucleic acid binding. The record is from RefSeq and is a predicted model, not a curated record. Lineage: Eukaryota; Fungi; Ascomycota; Dothideomycetes; Pleosporales; Pleosporaceae.
AUCCCAGCACACUCCCGCCUCACCACCAACUUCAACCCACCGCAAUCGCCCAUCAUGGUCGCAUCGUCAACUGUGUCGUUCGACGACUUUGUCAAGCAGACACGGGAAAAGAAGAAGAACGAGACGCUCGCCCAGCAGUUUCUCGGCGGCGGCAGCCGUGGCCGGAAACCCAAUGCCUCCGGUGCGGGCGCAAAGCCGCGGGUCGACUCUGAGAAGCCUUCUCUUCUCAGUCGGAUAAACGGCAGCGCUGGUGUCCAAAAGCGAUCGGCGAGUGCGAAGCCAGCCGGUAGCAUCGACGGGAAAUGGCAACACGACCUGCACAAGCUGAACAAUCCCCGCAGCGCAGUCAACACCAGGAACCAUCUUGCGCGAACGGCAUCAGCAUCGCAAGUCGAGCGCAACACGAGGACGUUUGACAAGUUCGCCUCGUCUCUCAACCGGGGUGCGGGCGCACGCAACAACGAUGGAGCGGGUAUCAGCAUCCGAGGCGUUGCAAACGGAGGGCCAUGCACCGUCAUUGCGAGCAACUUUGCACCCGGGACAACAGCUGCGGAUAUCGAGGCUGUCAUGAGCCCCAUCGGAGGAGAGACUCUAGGAUGCAAGCUCUUGUCCGCAAGCCCAACGGUCAUGGUAGAGCUCCAGUUUGCGACCAGGGAAGGAGCCGAGAACGUCAUUGCGACGUUCAACAACCAAAAGGCUGAUGGCAGACUUCUCUACGUAUACAUGAAGGAUGUUCCUGCGAGCACCCAUCUGUCGCUGUCCCGAGCCCCAGCUGGUCGCCUGACCCAAUCAGCCGAUGACAUGGAAAUUGACACAGGCGCACGAGCUGGCAGCUUCCAAGAUGGACGAUAUGGCUUCAACGAAGGUGGCCAUCGCGACCCACCACGAGGCCCGCGCCGUCGCUACUAAAUCAUACAUCAUUUUGACAAAACCUUCUUUAAAUCUAUCAUACACGAUACCCUUUCACGAACAAUGGCGAUGAGCGAAAAAAAAGUCCUUGAAGAGGUUAUGUUAGUCCCUUUACGAUAUACGGAUGAAGCGGAUUGAGAAACCGGAAUAUGGCUUUUUCCUUUGGCAAGAUGGGCAUGGAGUCGCGCUACAACAAACGUUAAGCAUGGCCCUUUGAAAACUGUCGAGAUAGGACAUGGUAUCUAGAGCAUACUUCUAAUUACACUUCCGACGGACACGGCUUCCACUACGGUUCCU